Molecule: messenger RNA, 1279 nt
Organism: Balaenoptera ricei (Rice's whale)
Lineage: Eukaryota; Metazoa; Chordata; Mammalia; Artiodactyla; Balaenopteridae
Gene: CLXN
Product: calaxin
Exons: 6
Coding region: 174-785 (203 amino acids)
Molecular function (GO): calcium ion binding
Source: RefSeq, a predicted model, not a curated record
GAAUCAGGUGCGGGGUGUGCAGAGGCUCCUGGGCCAGGUCCUGUCCUGCCCGGUGCUGGUGUCCCGCCUGCAGAGUCCGAGCGCAGUCGGAGCCCUCUCCACGCCCGACCCUAAAGAGAAGUCUGGAAGGGAACACCAGCAUCAGCUGCUUGGGGCCGGCACCCCCGGCGCCCAUGAUCUUACGGCGCAUUUCCCGGUAUCCAGUUAAUAAAUUUGAAGUGAAAUGCCUCAUCAAUCUUUUCUAUAACUUGGUGGGUGAUGUGACAGAGCGGCAGGGUGUGGUCGUCGGGCUGGAUCGGAACGCCUUUCGGAACAUCCUGCACAUGACAUUUGGGAUGACGGACGACAUGAUCAUGGACAGAGUAUUCCGAGGGUUUGACAAAGACAAUGAUGGUUGCAUAACUGUAUCAGAGUGGGUUUAUGGAUUAUCAGUAUUUCUUCGAGGAACUCUGGAAGAAAAAAUGAAAUAUUGCUUUGCCGUGUUUGACUUGAACGGCGAUGGCUUCAUCUCGAAGGAAGAGAUGUUCCACAUGCUGAAGAAUAGCCUCCUGAAGCAGCCGUCCGAGGAGGACCCCGACGAAGGCAUCAAAGACUUGGUGGAAAUAACCCUGAGGAAAAUGGACCACGACCACGACGGGAAGCUGUCCUUCGCAGACUAUGAACAAGCUGUGAGGGAGGAGACUCUUCUGCUGGAAGCGUUUGGACCGUGUCUUCCUGACCCAAAGAGCCAGAAAGAAUUUGAAGCCCAAGUAUUCAAAGAUCCAAAUGAAUUCAAUGAGGUGUGAAUUCCUAAAUGUCUUGUUGUCUCAAGUGAGUAGAAAAGGAGGCUCAUCAGUGUUGUGUAUUUUUCCUGCUUAGCUCAGAAGGUGACGGUGAAUUGCGUGUUUGGUGAGUGGGAUCACGGCUGACUAACGUAUUUCAUUCAACUUUGGCGUAAGAUGCCAGUAAGAUAGACGAAGACAAGGAGUUCCUUAUUAGCUGUGGUUGGGUUUGGCCAGACGAGUGAACACUGCAGAGACAGGUUAUCACCUAGACUGUCUGUUGACACACAACUGUCAUAAAAUGUUUGUAUGAAUGAAAUGAACAGAGAGAGAGACUGUAUCGUCAUGAGUUAUUUUCUUCACGUCAGAAAGAUGCUGGGCACACGUUUAAAAAUCACUGAAACUCUUGCGUCUCCCUCCCACCCUCCCUAUCCCACAGGGAUAUAUGUAUAUGUGUAGCUGAUUCACUUUGUUAUAAAGCAGAAACUAACACACCAUUGUAAAGCAGUUAUACUCCA